Molecule: messenger RNA, 1521 nt
Organism: Colletotrichum acutatum
Lineage: Eukaryota; Fungi; Ascomycota; Sordariomycetes; Glomerellales; Glomerellaceae
Product: eukaryotic and archaeal DNA primase
Exons: 4
Coding region: 1-1521 (506 amino acids)
Biological process (GO): DNA replication, synthesis of primer; DNA replication initiation
Cellular component (GO): alpha DNA polymerase:primase complex
Source: RefSeq, a predicted model, not a curated record
AUGUUGCGACACGACUUCAACCGGAUCGACCCCAAGAGGCGCAAUGUCGUCGACCACCGCAAGAAACAGUUUGCUUCCCCUGUCUACAAGGAACUUGAAUACCCCCACAGACUCAACUUUUACACCGACGCGCCUACGGCCGACAUUACCCUCGAGCAAUUCGAACAAUGGGCCAUUGACCGGCUAAGGGAUCCUCAACCAGUCCUUGCCGAGUUGGAGGCCUGCGCGUUCCGCAACAAAUCCCCCCAAGAAGUCGCGAACCAUAUGAAGCCGAUUCUUGACAAGUACCUCCCGCUCGAGUCCAACACCUCGCACUCACCGAAGCUCUUCGCCCAGCGUCAAAAGGAUCACUACAGCCACUUUAUUCUGCGCCUAGCCUUUGCCCGAACCGAGGACCUCCGCCGCCGCUUCACUCGCGUGGAGACAAUGCUUUUCCGCUUGCGAUUCAACAGCGACGAUAUGAGCGAGCGGGCCGCCUUUGUCGGUAGCCUGGAUCUCGACUGGUGGGAAGCUGUUACGGAUGACGAGAAGCGUGAGUACUCGUCCGAGCUGGCGGCCAUGUCGCGCGGUUGGGGCAAGACGGCCGCGACAGAAGACGACACAUGGUUCAAGGUUGACUGGGCCCGGGUACCGGAGCUGGUCGAGCAGCGCAAGGUGUUCUUGAAGGCAGGCAAGGCUUUCGUACCAGGGAGAGAACAGGCCAGUAUGGUGAACGGAGAGUUCGUUUCGCGGUUGGAGAGACAACUAGAGCUUACCGCACGCGCUCUUCCCCGACUCGACGAAGACGACCGUCUGACCCCGAUCCUCGACCACCUCUCCAAGAACUUCAUCACACCAGACAGCUCAUACAGCUCAAAUACCGGCGCCCCGCCCGGCGCCGAGAUCACCGCCCGCAACAUUGACAACCUCUCACAACACUUCCCCGCCUGCAUGUCGCACCUCCACCGCUCGCUGCGCCGGGAUGCUCACCUCAAGCACUUUGGCCGCCUGCAAUACUCUCUUUUCCUCAAGGGCAUCGGCCUGAACCUCGAAGAGUGCCUCGUCUUCUGGCGGCAGAGCUUCCGCAACAUCACAGACGACACAUUCAACAAGGAGUAUCGCUACAACGUGCGCCACGUGUACGGCGACGUCGGCGGCGACACAAACCGUCGCGGCGGUGGCUACAGCCCGUUCAGCUGUCAGAAGAUCCUGACCGAGCACCCGCCCGGCUCGGGCGAGGCCCACGGCUGCCCCUACCGUCACUUCAACCUGGAGAACCUGACCACGUUGAUGCAAGGCAUGGGUGUGAGCGACCGAGCCACAUUGCAGGGCGUCAAGGAGGAUAAGGAGAACCAAAAGUUCCAUAUGGCGUGUAAUCGUGUAUUCGAGCACUUGCACAAGCAGGAACUUAAAAAGGCAAAGGAUGAGGGCGUGUUCACGUCUGCACAACUCGAGACAAUCGUCCAUCCCAACGAGUACUUUAAGCGCAGCUACCUCUUAAAGAACCUCGACAAGGCGACAGAUGUCAAGAUGGAGGGGUGA